AUUUUGGCGUAUAAUGGACGAAAGACAACGCUUCAUUAUUCAAGAAACUGAGAUGUUGCUUGGCAAGCUUCAGCGUCCCCCACUACAGCGGAGAAAACAGCAUGUAAUGAGGAAGCUCGGCCGGUCCCAAUGGACGCCCGACGCGCAUGCGCCGCCCGCCAGCAACGAGUCAAGCAGACGAAAAGAAGAUGGCCGACCGCAGCAGGCACGCGCGCUGCGACAGCUCCAGGAGGGAUCGGGCGGCUCGAACCACGUGAUGCUAUCACGCAAGGGCCGCCAUUCAAGAAGUCUCAUGUCCAGUGACGACAGCACCGAGGACGACACGUUCCGUGUCAGAGGCCUCAAGUUCUCCAAGGACUUCACCCGGGACCUUGUCGAAUCUGCCCUGCAGUACACCCCGCGAGACGACGAUGUCUUUGUCGUCUCGUACUCCAAGUGCGGGGCAGCCUUCGUGCAGCACAUCGUACACCUCAUCUUCAACCAGGGACAGCCGUCCGGCGACUACGUCAAAUGGUCACAGGCCACACCUCAUCUGGAGCUAGUGGGCGCCGAGGCUGUUUGCAAGAUGCCUCGACCCAACGCCAUAAAGUCCCACCUUCCCGUCGAACUAAUGCCGUGGUCCAGCGAAGCUAAGUACAUAUACGUGGCCAGAAACCCCAAAGACUGCUUCGUCUCUAUUUUCCUCAACCGUCAGUUGUUCCUCAAGCAGAAAUCCAUGGACGCCGCCUUCCAGGAGUUCAUCAGCGGCGACAUGAUCUGGGGCGAUUACUUUCAGCACGUGUCCGGAUGGUACUCCAAGAAGAAGGAACCUAACGUGAUGUUCGUCCUCUACGAGGACAUCAAGAGAUCGCCGCACGAAGUAAUUGAGAAACUCGCAGCGUUCUUGGGCGAAAAGUGGCUGGAGUCCAUCCGAGACGAGAGCACCCUUGACAAGAUAGUGCACCACAGCAGCUACGACUUCAUGAAAGAGCAUGCCACGCAGACUGUCAAAAAAUUCGAAGAAACGCCAGAGGAGGACGUAGACGCACCCAUUGUAGAAACGCCGGCCAUGAGGACGAGGACGUUUGCAAGAAGAGGAACGGUCGGCGACUGGAGGUCUACCCUGAAUACGAAGCAAGAAAGACAGCUGGAGAAGAUCUUGAGAGAGAAGUCUAAAGGAACAUCCAUUUGGAAAUUUUGGGUGGACUUGGAUGAAGAAGAUGACAGCGACUUCUGAUGAAGGCAAGAAUCUCGAGGCAAGAAAGUCUCAAAAUUCGUGCCCAAGUGUUUCAACUUGUCACUAGAGGUCGUCAGGCUCUGGCCUGUGGACAGUCAGCCCUAGGAACAGCCACCGUGGCUUUACAUCCAAGAGUUUCAGUGCCUUUUACACACCUAACUGCCCGUCAUCUUGUGCACUAUAGCUCCAAGGGACAUCAAGGGGAACGCUACAAGGUGGCGAAGACUGGGUGUUAGUGCAUUUUUACGGGCAAACGAGGCAACUAGUCUUUUUCCCUACAGAUGCCGAGCGUUAUUGAUAUGAACAAUUCCUAUGUAGCAAGCUUAGAAGUUUAACAGCCAUAGUUUAAGGAACAACUUGUAUACCCAAAUCGUUUUCCUUCUCGCGAUGUAAGACUCACGUGGUGAUGCAAGUUCUAAACUUCAAAACUAUAGCAGCGCCGUUCCACGAUCCCAUGUCUAAAGUCAUGUAUUAAAAACUCUAUUUACUUUGUUGAUACUACAAUAA
Messenger RNA from Ixodes scapularis (black-legged tick), 1723 nucleotides. RefSeq names its product sulfotransferase 1C2. The transcript is spliced from 4 exons. Gene Ontology annotation, molecular function: sulfotransferase activity. Lineage: Eukaryota; Metazoa; Arthropoda; Arachnida; Ixodida; Ixodidae. Gene Ontology annotation, cellular component: cytoplasm. The coding region runs from base 14 to 1216 and encodes 400 amino acids. The record is from RefSeq and is a predicted model, not a curated record. Gene Ontology annotation, biological process: sulfation.